Molecule: messenger RNA, 2984 nt
Organism: Andrographis paniculata
Lineage: Eukaryota; Viridiplantae; Streptophyta; Magnoliopsida; Lamiales; Acanthaceae
Product: protein ROLLING AND ERECT LEAF 2-like
Exons: 4
Coding region: 544-2715 (723 amino acids)
Source: RefSeq, a predicted model, not a curated record
CUCACUACCGCAGGGAAGAACACUGGAGAGAAUCGGAGCCCCUCUCUCUGCGUGCCGCUCUGUACUUCUCUGUCUCUCUGCGCAAAAUUUGUCCGUUUCCCCCUUUCCUCCUCAGCAUUCAUCAUUCAUCCACCGCUAUCUCAAAAGGGCUGAAAAAAGGGUGAGAUUGAUUGAAUAUUGGUGUAGAUGCUGACUGUUUUUGCAUCCACGUGCAUUGUGGAAGGCGCCGGAGUUUGAAGAGCGGAUGAUGUUUGAGCUUGAUUGUGAGUUGUAAAUUUUUAAUCGUUUUUUUGUGUAGAUUUCGUGGUGGAAACCCUAGUUUAAUUCGGAUAUUUGUUGCUGGUUGUGUUUCUGAGAAACCGUGUGGCUGUUUGUGUUCGCUUUGUUGGAAUGGAUUUGUUGUUUAUGGAAACCCUGGCGAUUAACUCCGAGAGGCACAGUUCUGAAUAUUCAGGAUUUGUUUGUGUCUUUAAUUGAAUGCGAUUGAUUUGUUUUGCUCGUGUGUGUGAAAUCCUUUCCGAUUUAGAGUUUAGAGAAAUCUGAAUGGGUUGUGCGCAAUCGAAAAUUGACAAUGAGGAGUCGGUUUCGAGGUGUAAGGAGAGGAGGAACCUUAUGAAGGAGGCUGUUUCUGUGAGGAAUGCUUUUGCGUCGGCGCACACAGGGUAUGCGAUGGCUCUGAAGGACACCGGUGCCGCCUUGAGUGAUUAUGCUCAAGGUGAGGUUCCUCCGCCUCCGCCGGAGGAGGUGGUGCCCUCAGAUUUGCCAGUUUCAGAGAGGCUCCAGCCGCCUCCUCCUCCUAUGGAAUCCAAUCUCCCUCCACCUCCUCCACCUUUGCCGGCAUUUUCCCCCAUGCCGCCCCUUCGCAGAGCUGAAACAAUGCCUGCACUGUCUCAUUCGGAGAAUGAGAAGAGGAAGAUGAAGGGUAUUGCUGUCGACGAGAGUGAUAUUGAGGAAGAAGAAGAGGAGGUGGAAGAAAAAGGUGGUUUUCAGAGGAGAAAGAAAGAGGAGAAGGAAACGCCAUUACAGCCGACUCUGAAUCAUUCUACUCAACCGGAAAUGAGAGGGAUGGCGUGGGAUUAUUUCUUCAUGGACAGUGGACAUGAGCCGCCGCUGGAUGAGGUUGAGGAAGAAGUGGAGGAUUACCCCGAGGAUAUAAAUGGAAACCUUAAUGAGAAGUUUGACAAUGCGGCGGCAGAUAUGGAGUUUAGGACACCGGAGAAGCAAGUGAAAUUCGAGGGCAUUGAAGAGUUCAAGACACCUGAAGAUACACCGGCAGAUGAAGUAGCUGAGAAGCAGUUUAUGCAUUCUAACACAGCUCCUCCUGCAAUGAGUAGACUCGGACUGGCUGCCCGGAACAUGGAGAGUAAUAAAAACGCUGUGGAUUUGUUGAAACUAUUGAGUCAGAUCGAUGAUCAUUUCCUUAAGGCUUCUCAAAGCACACAUGAGGUUUCAAAGAUGUUGGAGGCCACAAGGUUGCAUUAUCAUUCAAAUUUUGCGGAUAAUCGAGGACAUAUUGAUCACGCCGCAAGGGUCAUGCAAGUUAUAACUUGGAACAAAUCUUUUAGAGGUGCUGCAAAUGCAGAUGGCGCAAAAGACAACCUCGAUUCAGAAGAUUAUGAGACGCACGCCACCAUUUUAGAUAAGUUGUUGGCUUGGGAGAAAAAGCUCUAUGAAGAAGUUAAGGCUGGCGAGCUGAUGAAAAUUGAAUAUCAGCGGAAAGUUGCCUUGCUGAACAAACUGAAAAAACGAAAUGCGAGCACCGAGCAAUUGGAGAAAGCCAAAGCUGCUGUAAGUCAUUUGCAUACGCGGUAUAUAGUAGACAUGCAAUCCUUGGAUUCAACUGUAACAGAAGUGAAUGAUAUACGUGACAAGCAGUUGUAUCCAAAACUCGUGGCUCUAGUUCAAGGGAUGACCAAUAUGUGGGAAUCCAUGUGCGUCCAGCACGAAACCCAACUGAAGAUUGUCACAGAGCUCAGAUCCCUCGAUGUCUCUGGGUUUCUCAUCGAAACGAGCAAGAACCACCACGAGCAUACCAAGCAGCUCGCAGCUGUGGUGGACCGAUGGCACUCCCAAUUCGAGAAACUCGUGACCAAUCAACGACAAUACAUCGCAGGCCUCAACAGCUGGUUGAAGCUAAACCUCAUCCCGAUUGAGAGCAACUGGAAGGAGAAAGUUUCAUCUCCCCCGAGAAACCCAAACCCACCAAUCCAGCCUCUCCUCCGAGCGUGGCACGACCAUCUCGAGAAGCUCCCCGACGAAGUGGCAAAGUCCGCCAUUUCAUCAUUCGCAGCUGUGAUAAAGACCAUCGUCCUUCACCAGGAGGAAGAAAUGAAGCUGAAGGAAAAGUACGAAGAAACAAGGAAAGAGUACAUCCGAAAGAAACAGGCUUUCGAAGACUGGUAUCAGAAAUACAUGCAGCGCCGAACCCCACCAGAUGAAACGAACGCUGACAGAUCUGUCGAUCUUAACACAAAAGAUCCAGUCUCCGAGAGGCAGUUUGUGGUGGAAAGCUUGAAGAAGAGACUUGACAAUGAAAUGGAAGAACACGAGAAGCACUGUAUGCAGGUGAGGGAGAAAUCAGUGGGAAAUCUGAAACUCCGGCUGCCUGAGCUUUUCCGGGCUUUGUCAGAUUACGCCCAGGCUUGCUUCGACGCGUACGAGAGGUUGAGAAUGCUUACGCAACAGCCUCAACAGCAGCCGAAUGCAGGUGCAUAGCGCCAAUCCGAUUUAUUUGCAGGUUCUCUCUAUCUUAUCUCUAACCUUAUUGUUAAUUGCGAUAAAAUUUCUUUGGUGUUUAUUUAUGGGACUAUAGUUUUGGGAUGGAUACCUUCUUCUCCCUUUGUUUUAUGAUUAUCGACAUAUUUGGGGUCGGCGGAUUAGUUUUAAUUAGCACCGUGCUGAUGAAAUACUGUAUUCCAUAUGCUAUUUUCUUUGGUUGCAUAUGCUGAAAAUGAAAUAUAUAAUGCUAUAUGUUCUUUGGUAUA